Molecule: messenger RNA, 2426 nt
Organism: Python bivittatus (Burmese python)
Lineage: Eukaryota; Metazoa; Chordata; Lepidosauria; Squamata; Pythonidae
Source: RefSeq, a predicted model, not a curated record
GGUGGCUUCGUUGCAGAGGUCAGGCUAGAGGCCCGAGCAGCGCUGCACCAGGCCCUGGAGAUGAAGCGGCAGGGGAAGCGCGAGAAGGCCCACAAGCUCUUCCUGCACGCGCUCAGGAUGGACCCGGACUACGUGGACGCCUUGACCGAGCUUGGCCUCUUCUCCGAGGAGGAGGAGGACAUCAUCCAGGCGGACUUCCUGUACUCCAAGGCCUUGACCAUCUCCCCGCACAACGAGAAGGCCCUGAUCAGCCGCGACCGGACGCUGCCCCUCGUGGAAGAGAUCGACCAGCGGUACUUCAGCAUCAUUGACAGCAAGGUCCAGAAGGUCAUGUCUAUCCCCAAAGGCAGCUCUGCCUUGCGGAGGGUGAUGGAGGAGUCCUACUAUCACCACAUCUACCACACCGUGGCCAUUGAGGGGAACACUCUGACGCUCGCUGAGAUUCGGCACAUCAUUGAGACCCGGUAUGCCGUUCCCGGGAAGAGCCUGGAGGAGCAGAACGAGGUCAUCGGCAUGCACGCAGCAAUGAAAUACAUCAACGCCACCCUUUUGUCUAGGAUAGGCUCCGUCACCCUCACUGACGUGCUAGAAAUCCACAGGAGAGUGCUUGGCUAUGUGGACCCCGUAGAAGCUGGGAGGUUUAGGACUACUCAGGUGUUUGUUGGGCACCAUAUUCCGCCCCAUCCUCGUGAUGUGGAAAAGCAGGUGCUGGAAUUUGUGCAGUGGAUGAACUCCGAGGAUGCCAUGAGCCUGCACCCGGUUGAAUUUGCUGCUUUGGCCCAUUACAAAUUGGUGUACAUCCACCCAUUUGUAGAUGGCAACGGCAGGACAUCCCGGCUCUUGAUGAACCUCAUCCUCAUGCAGGCCGGCUACCCACCGAUCACCAUCCGGAAGGAACAGCGGGCAGAGUACUACCACGCCUUGGAGGUGGCCAAUGGAGGGGACGUCCGGCCAUUCAUCCGCCUGAUUGCCAAAUGUACCGAGACAACCCUCGACAUGCUGCUCUUCGCCACCACAGAGCAUUCAGUGGGCCUUCCCGAAGCACAUGGCGGCAGCGCCACCACAGACUGCAAACAGACCAUCUUGCUCAAAACUCGGACCUGAACAAUGCCCCCAGGGAGAAGAGCUAGAAAAGCACUUUCUGUAGAACAUUUCAUUUAUUUAAUUAUGUCUUAAGUUAAAUCUUUUAAUACAGUGACCUCUCCAUAUUUAUUACCCCAUAAUAGGCCCUGAUGUAACUUGUCUAAUUUUAUUUCAAAAGGGAGCAGGCCAGCAGGAUGCCACAGGACUGCUUUUCUUGCCAGCGUUAGCCGGUUAAUAGUCAAGCAGGGCUAUUUUAACUGGGAAAAUCCAACCCAUGGUGAACUUUCCAGCCAGAGAUGGUCAGAUAUGGAAAAUGUGGCUGUUACUUUAUCCAGUGAAGUCCAGUCAGGAAUUCACUGGUGUGCUUAGUGAACUGGUGCAGUUCUGGUGUAGUUAGGUUUACUAACACAUGGGGAGGCCCAAACACCACCCCUUUAGGAAAGGGGAAAGGAAGCUUAUGUAAAUCCCGCAAAGCUGCAGUUGAAACUGCCCCCAUUUGUGAAUGUGGCUGAGGUUCCAAAUCUAAAACCAAACCGGCUUCCUGCGUGCCAGUGCCUUAGUAGGGACCUAACUUGUAUUUGUACUGAACUAUGCCUUCGCUGUUCCCCUGCCCCCUUUCCAGCAGAGUCACUCCAGAAAGAUGUCUCAGUUUGGGCUGGGACCAAAAGCUAAGUCUGCGGGCUCCAGGGGCUUUGGACUGCUCCUUAAAAACAAACAAAGCCAUGGGAAACUGAACAAUGAACAAUACCACAGCAGAGUACUGUUUGGAAGUUGAAGAACUCAACCAUUGAACAACCCAAGUUUGCUCUUUGGCUCUGGUGCGGUACUGACUGUGCAAAAAAACAACAACCCUAUAAAGCAACACAUACUCAAAGUUGAAGGGCUUCCUAAAAGCCUUGUUUGAUAGCACUUUACUUUUAUUUUACUUGGAACGUGUAAAUGUUGCCUCAGAUCUCAAAGGAGAAAAGGGUGAGAUAUGUGCGCUUUUCUUAAGCUGCAAACUGAGCGCACACACAUCAUCUGGGCCACCGAAUGAGCCCCUGUCCCUCUUCUGGUCGCAUUCUUGGCUCACCAGUUUGCCAUCUCGGCUGUCCCUUUGAAGCAGCACUCUUGGAAGAACGCAGAUGCAUUGGACAGGCAUGAUCAAACCUUAGCCCCUUGAGUCAGUCCAGACUUUAGGGAGAGGGCAGCCGCCUUGCUUAGCCCUAUUUUUAAGGGAAGACUGGCAGGCACAACCACAGUGCGGUGUCUGAAAUAUGAGCAGUAUCUGACAAAGUAUUUCUGUACCACAGUUUUGCAAAGUCUAUGCAUAUUUGGUUGGUUGCAAUAAAGAAAUUUCCUGA